AUGAUUCCUGGUCUUUGUCUGGUGUUGCGCACACCGGACAAAGGCUGUGACCGUGACAUGGAACAUGGCUUCAGCCUGGCGAAUGCCCUGUUUCGGCGUUCACCAUCUGGUCCCUCCCGUCGUGAGAGAGGGCUACGCGCCGUGCGCGACGCUCAUGUUAACGCGGGACCAUUGCGCGGGGGGAUUUCGCACCUAUUUGAAGACCCCACCCAGGCCGCAUUGCAAUUGCCCCUCGUCCUAAUAUUUGCGGUGGCACGGAAGAGGUGUUGGGAUUCGAUGAGAGCGCGGAGGAGACUGAAGGAAGAGAAUAGAUGGGAGCGGUAUGGGAGAGAGUCUGAAGGAGGCGCGCCUGGUCGGCGCAGCGCAUUUGGUGUCCGCGACUCCGCGGCGGCGCGCUUGCUCUCGCCACUCUGGCUUGACUCCGCUUCUCAGCUUCUGCCCUUGCACCCACACUGCCGUCUACAGCUUUGUUUGGGGCUGGGAUGCAUCAUGCAACAGACGCGGCUCUUCAAGGCGAGGACUUCGUCCAUUCCAUGUGUUCGAUGCUUUGUCUCUUUCACCAUCCUUUCCUUCAGCUACAGCAUGCUGGGAAAUACGCUCCCUCUGCGGCAGCAUCUCAUGUCCUCCUUCCCGCCAUCCAUGCGUCUUCGUACGCUUUCAUUUGUUGCUUCUCCGCCCCUGCUGAAUGGUGCUGUCUGUCUUCGAAGACACGCCAAAGCUACGUGUAUUUUUUACAGCGAAGCACCUCUAGUCUCAGGCGUACUUCGCUGGGCUCGCUUGGUCCGCCAGAGCUGCUCUUCACUCGACGCGUACGCCGCGGCCGCCCAUGCUGGCACACACGCCGAUCGUCGUCAUCGCGGUCGCAGUCCACGACCCCCGCCUUCUCGGGCCCUUCACGUUCCCAGCAGUGGCACCUCUGAGGUGCCCCUCCUCUCCCCGACCCCGCCCGGCCCGCAGGGAACCACCCGAGAUCGAAGGCACCCCCACCCGGCGCGGCUUUCAUUCGCCACAACCGCAAUCCUAUCUCGCCCGCCCGCUAUCAACGUAACCUUCGCCGGACCCACGCCCGCCCCGUCACACGCGCCGCUCCCACCGUUGCUUUCUCGCUCCGCGCGCGCGCGCGGCCGUCGUCGCGACCCGCGGCCACGCCUGCACCGCGCGCGCCCCACGCGGGGCAGUCGACCACCUCCGCACCCAGCGCCCCGCUCCAACCCAGCGCCAGCCCCCGUCUUCCGUCGGCCGUUCGUCGCCCCCGAGGAUCGCCGCGACUCGAACACGCCCGUGCGGGGAGGCCGCCCCCGCCACGCCGCGGUCAACCACCACGCCGCCUGGGCCCGCCGCGCGGCGCUCCGCCGACCCGUCCUCGGAUUUCCACGCCGCGUCCACAACCGAGUCAGCCAUACUCUUGCCAAAGUGGUUUCCUCUCACCCAUCGAUCGCCCCCCAUGCCACCCGCACCUCGGUCCGGACGGCGCCCCUUCGAGAUGCCCAACGUACACGGGCGCGUCCCAGAUAUCUGCACGCCCAGCGUCCAGAAGAGAAUUCGGCCGUCUGUCCACGCGCGCGGCCUGCGGCGACGCUGUGGGAGACUGGGAGUGCUUAUAGCUUGAGCGUCGGAAACGCAGUCGCGCGCCGCGGCCGCGCGGCAGGCGUGCUCGGCAGCUCGGCGGGUCGUCCGCCGCGCUUGUGUGUCCACGGGACUGCGCGCGACGGGUCUACCACACACAUAAUAGUCGUAUGCCGUAGUGCGGCGGAUGUCUGGAUAUACGAGCCGCAGUCGAUUCGCCGACGUGCAUCGGGCUGCGGCGCACCAGCACUUGCUGAGGCGAUUCUCGGCAGCGGGGCGCCGACAGUCAUGAAAGACCUCGACGAUUCCAAGGCACCGAACCCAGUCCACUCCCAGCAAAGUCCGAGCCGGGAGGCAGACACCCGGCUUGCCUUGCGCGCUGACGUCGUCCUCCAUGGCCGCGGCGAAGGCGGACAUGGGAAUCCGCACGUUCGAACGUUCGCAGCUUCUGGCCAGCCCGCGUCUCGAACCCGCGCGCGCCCGGGCGUCUGUGAAGCUGCCGCGGUUGAGCUUUCCGAAUUCACGAGCACGCAGAAAGGCGACCAAGUGACGCGUCCUGGGGAGGAAAUUAGGCCGGCGCCAACGCCGCCGCGCGCCGUGCCCCCAGAGUCGUCCGGAUUCGGACGCCUCGCGCCCCGGCCCGUCCCGCCGCAGGUCGGUGUUCGUCCGCGUCUGCAGACCCGCCCUCGAGGCCGACGACCGCCCGGGGCGGCGACGGAGGUGCUAUUUGUGGGUGCACGAAAUGCGAUAGCCUACCGAGCUCCGAGGGGCGAGGGGCGAGGAGGGGGAGAGUGCUCGGCGCGGGAGCCUUGGCAGCCCGGUCGGAUGAGGUGGGAGAGGAGGGGAGGGGAGGUAGAACGGGUGGGAGUAGUACGCGCGGCCUGGUGGCGUCGCGGGGGCGAGGUCGCCGCGGAGAAGGACGUACGGUUUUCGGCAGCCACGACGACUCGGCCGGCCGACGCUGCAGGUCGAGCGGAGAGUGAAGCUGCGGGGGAAAUUAAUGGUGGUCGGCGGCGGUUUCUCUUCUGGAACGUACGGUUGUCGGAACGGUCGGUGCAGACCUGGAAUGAUCCUGCAGCUGGGUUGGGCAUGAGUUGCGUCUCCGCGCACCGCACCGGGCGCCGGUAUAGCGAAUCGGCGGACGAGGACUCGCGCUCCAUCCCGGAUAGGCCGCAGAUACGUAUGAGGCGGCGACACACGGGCCUGGACACGGCGCGCGUCGCGGACUGGACGUGCUCUUGCGAUGACGUCACGCGUCAUGAACGCGAUGACGACACGCGUUCCCGCCUAGCGCCCACUGCACUCCGCCGGACAGGCUCGACGCGGGAACGCCUGGGUUGCUUUGAGUCGCCGGGGUUGCCAGCCCCAUAUGUCUCCGCGCGAGCACCAGCAUCGUUCGGCAGGCACCGUACCGCCGCGUACGCGCGCGAAUCACCCGUCCGUCGCCCCCAAACACAACCCAAACGCGUCCCGUUCCCCACCCUGAGAGCGAGCUCGGAGCUGGGGCGCGCUGGCCGCGUCCGCGGCAUCCUGCGGCUAGUGUUGCGAUGGCUCGGCUUGGCUCGGCUUGGCUCGGCUCAGGACGGCUGCGAGAAAGCCAAAACUCGAGCCACGGCUGCGAUUUCGGCUGUUAUUACCAAAGCCGAGGCCAAGCCGCCCAAGCCAUCCAUGAGCCGCCUUUUUCAAUUGGCGCUGGCCGCACAACAAAUAUUCAUGCUUUGUAGUGGAACAGAGCAACAGGAGGAUGAUAGGACUGCAUUUUAUAUGUGCCCACGAUGCACAGAAUGUUUUAAGAUUGUCAGGAGGACGAUUGGACAAAGUCGACCAAACACCCAUAUUGCAGGCAAAACUCGAGUCGAGUCUCAGAUCUCAGAUCUCAGAUCUGACGUCGAGUCCGAUCAAGCGGGGUGCUUGAUAACUACAACUCAAUGUCACCUGACUGUUCAACUCCCCUCCGCCUCCGACCUCGACCUCGACCUUGAUGCCGUCCUUCACGGUUCACCGGCCGCAUCCACAUUGUACGAGGACUUCCAUCCGGAAGUCCUCAGUAUGGAAAUUCGGGUAUGGAGGCCGCGGCGAUGUACCGCGGCCCUUGUUAUGGUGAGUCCCCUCCUGCACUCCCUCCUGCUUCACCCAUCCACGCUGCCCCCGCCCUCGACCCUCUCAUUCGCGUCGCCUUCCUUCGCGCGCGUCGUUCGCCUGUGCGUAUCCCACCUCCUGCGCGUUGCUCACCUGCGUGUCGCCCACCUACGCCUGCGUGUCGCCCACCUGCGCCUGCACGUCGCCCACCUGCGCGCUGCCCGCAUCCUCCCUCCUUCGCCUCCGCGUCGUCCGCCUCUGCACACCUCUGCGUUACCCUCCAUCUGUAUCGCCUACCUUCGCGUCGCCCGCCUUCGCCUCACCCACCAUCUUGUCCGCCUCAUUCCGGCCCUCAGUCUGGGUCCUCUCGCGAGCCCUCCCUGUUGCCGUCCUCCGCAUCCGCAUCCCCGGCCUCUGGGUCCCCCGCGUUUACGUUGCCCACAUGCCCUCCUCCUCCUCUGGGUCCUCCAUCUCGUGUCGCCCACCUCUGCCUCCGCGUCGCCCUCCUCCGCCACGUUGCGGCCCUCGGCAUCACACUCCGCCUCCUCCACCUCGUCGCGGCCCUCCGGAGUAUGUGCCGCCCUCUACCUCGCCCUCCUCUGCUCUGGCGCACGUCCUGCUCUGCGCGCACAUCCAACUCGCGCGGGCUCGGCACGGCGUCCUCUCCUCACCCUCUGCCUCCACCCCGCUCUCCUUCGUCUUGCCCUCCUCCGCUCUUGCGCGCGUCCCGCUCAUUUGCGCGAGCACAUGCUACCCGCGCGGGCGGAGCACCGCGUCCCACUGCCCCGCUGCCCCAUCCCGGCCCUCUGCCUCGCCCCCUCUAUGUCGCCCUCCUCCGAUCUUGUGCGCGCUGGUAGAGCUGUGCGAGCGAGCUGGAAAUAUUCUGGAAGAGCCGGUCCUCCGUCUUGGGAGGAGGCGCCCAAGACCGGCUCUUCCAGCGGCUCAGCCAUCAGUCCAUUCUGGCUGCUGGCCCAGCCGAGCCGAGCCGAGCUAUCGCAACACUACCUGCGGCUGCGGCGCAUCCGUCCAUCCCGCUUUCCCACGAGGUCGAAGUUCGAGCGGAGCUUGAAGACCGCAACCCACGGAACGGGCCGCGAACUGCCCACCCGCCACGGGGGGCGCUCCAGCGGGUCGCUGUCCGAGUCCGUGCCAGUCGGGAAGCCGCUGCGCCGGGAGCGUGAGAGCGAUUGGGUCAGCGAUGGCCCGCGUCGUCCGAGCGGCACCCGAGCUCUGACUACGCGUCCGCGCGGGUGCACGUCUCGUGCCCGGUCGAGCUGCGCUGCGCUGCGGGGAGAGGCCGCGCAAGCGUUGCCCUCGUACGGACGGUCGGUCGAUCGGGGGCGCGAUAGCCCUGCGCACAUUUCGGCCGGGACAUCGCGCACGUACGCGUACUGCAUGUGCGCGAUCGCCGACGGGGAUUCUCAUUCGACCGGGACUCGGGCCAUGGGCCACGCUCGCAAGUACUAUGACUCGGCUGACCGUUCGCUCCAUACCGCAUAUCGCCCACGUAUGACUCGGCUGGGGCGUUUGCGAGCCGGGCACCUCUGCGAGCCCGCGAGCCUCGGAUCUGGCGGCGAUGGCGUCGAUGAGCGAGGCCUUGAUGAGCGCACGGAGCGUGUUGUAAUGCGCACUCCCCCCGAGCCCCCGAGGCCCCUCCGUCCCUCGUCGGAGCUUCGCGGCCUGCAUGACACGACGGGAAAGGCCAGAUGGGAACCGUCGGAGUCAGACCUGCAACAGGCUGAGGCCAUGUUCCAUGUCACUGUCACGGUCUCUGGCGAACACCAGACAAAGACCAGGAAUCAUGGUCACACCAUGGUCUCAGCCUGGUCUCCGCCAGUAUGCUUUAUCAACACACGCCUACUCCGCACGUGGGAAAUUCCACCCCUUUGCGGUUCAUCUCCCCUGGGCAUGUCCGCGACCGCGCCCGCCCUUUCGCCUCCUCGAGGUUCACCUGGGCGCCAUCGCCCCCGCACGACUGGCGAGCGCUCCGACCCGGUCACUUCCGGAAUCCGGCCCUUACAACACUCAAGUCUAAUGCAUAAUGUCCGAACAUUCAAGCUCCAGCUCGCGCCUCGAGCCCCAGAGCCCCACGCGUACCAUGCGAUCCACCCGUCGGCCUUUCUCGCAGUCCGCGCGAGCGCCCAGGCGCCCCGCGAACGACCCGCGAGCCCGGCACGUCCCAGAUCGUCGACCGCGUUCGAGGGUCAACUCGCACGCCAGGGGCCGAGGGGGUCGGAUGCGCGCCGAGGCCCGCCCUUGAGGCCUGAGGGAGAGCAAGCAUUCGGAGGCUUGCGAGGGGGGAAGGGAAGGGGGGCGUACGUGGACGGUGCCGCGGCGAUCGCCGCGGCGCGCGGCGCGAGCGGGGGUGGCGCGCGAAGUGGUAGUCUGUGCGGACCGGUCGUGCUCCGUUUGGGCUCGAUCGUCGCGGAGCGCAGGAACGAUCCCCCCGGGUCGGUCGCCCGAGUGGCGAGCGAUGGUGGUGGGGGAGAGGGGGGCCAGCUUGGAGGCGCGGGCGCCGGGGAUGAGGCUGAGAGCUGA
Epithele typhae is the source of this 6183-nucleotide messenger RNA. RefSeq lists its product as uncharacterized. The record is from RefSeq and is a predicted model, not a curated record. Bases 1 to 6183 code for a protein of 2060 amino acids. The transcript has 22 exons. Lineage: Eukaryota; Fungi; Basidiomycota; Agaricomycetes; Polyporales; Epitheliaceae.